CCUUUUCCUGUGCAACAGUAAGAUAUACCCAACAUCAUCAUCACCAUCAUCAUCAUCUCCUCAAGGCCGUGGUUUAAUGUGGUUUACUGCUAAAUAAAGGGUUUAUUUAUUCUAGUUUAGUUUAGGCUAUGUGAUAAACAAGUGAGUUGAGCGUUUUUUUCUUGAUAUAUUUUGAUUUAAUAAGGAAAACACAACGUAGGCUAGUCGGAGCAAUUUUCGUUGUGCCAAUGCCAGGCUUUCCAUUGGUUCCUGUUUACAUGAUGCCCACAGGAGACGUGGUGAUUGGUGGCGGUUUACACGUGACCAGACAACUUUGUACAUUUGACAGAGAGUAGGAGGGUUUGGUGGAGAUCAGAAAAACGACAGCACGAUAAAAAUUAGUAUUGUUGCACUUCACAAAUUAAUGAUCAUGAGUUCGUAUUUGAUAAACUCGAACUAUAUCGAACCUUCCUUUCCUCCAUGCGACGAAUAUCAACAGAACGGAUACAUCCCCGCCCCUACUGAGUACUACGAACGGCCAAAAGAUUCGGGCUUUCCCCAUCAUGACGAGGCGUCGUAUCCGAGGUCAAACUACACAGAACCGAGCUACGACUACGGUAAUGUCCCCAGUAAUGGACUCGACGAUUUUACCGACAGGCAUCAGGCACAACCUCAGCCCAUUGCCCAGAACCAUGGCCCUCGUCUCAACCCAGUCCCAGACAGCGGUGUGGUGGAGGACGUCAGCAAAGACUGCAGUCUCGCUUCUGAGUCGUAUCCCGGUGGUCAGAAGGGCAAGGAACCGCCGGUGGUCUACCCCUGGAUGAAGAAGGUCCAUGUUGUCAAUGCUAGUUACAGUGGAGGAGUGCCCAAGAGGUCCCGCACUGCCUAUACCCGCCAGCAGGCUCUUGAGCUGGAGAAAGAAUUCCACUUCAACCGCUACCUGACCCGACGCAGGCGCGUGGAGAUCGCGCACACGAUGUGCCUUUCCGAACGUCAGGUGAAGAUAUGGUUCCAGAACAGAAGGAUGAAGUGGAAGAAAGAUCAUAAGCUUCCGAACACCAAGAUCCGCUCUGCGAGCUCAUCCUCGGGAGCCCAGCAGCAGCAGCAAAUCAAAACUGGCACGCACCAGCAGCUCGUUCCCACGCCUUGCGCCGCGACCCUAUAGUGAUGGAACCCUCGCGCCAAACCAACAGACUGAGAAUGGCAAACAGAACACAGAAACGGAAUUUUGUGGACCGAUUCUCGAGUAUGUCCCCUAUGGUAUUACCCCCUUCUUGGCUUUUGGGCCUGUCACCUCCUUUCAAUACCCUUUCCCCUCUCAACCUCAACCUCCUCUCUCCGUUUUUUCGCUCUCUCCUAAUUUUUUAGCUCGAAAUCCGCCACUUGCUGCCCAUGAUGGCAACUGAAAUGUAUUUGUUUAUUAAGACAGAAGGAUAAUUCACACUCGAAUGUAUCACAAGACUUUGGAUUAUAUGUAUCAUUGCAUAGAAUGAAAAUAAAAGAGAAUGAGACGAGAGAUAAGUGAGGCCUCAUUUUUACUUUUGUUCUAUGCAAUAAUUUUGUUUAUUCUCAUGGAAAUAUAUACUUGAAAGGAAAACGAUGUUUUAGGAAAGCUCGGGGUGCCCGUCUGAGACCUCUCAGCAGGUUAAGAAUGAGACAGUGUCAGAGUUAGGGUUUAGCUCGUGAUGUGUGAGUGAGUUGGUUUACUGUUGAAUGUAUUAUUAAGUCGUGUAAUGUCCAGGUGACUUUCACCCCUAAUGAGUAUAGACAAAUCAUAGCAAAGGCACAAUACUGAAUCCAUUUUGUAGGCUAAAAAAAGGCAACCUCUGUUUGUUUGUUCGUGUAGCCGUGUAGUUUGUCCAUAUUUUGUGGUGUGCUCUAAACUGUGAAUAUUUGUAUAUGUUGUCUGAUUAAUGGACGUUGUAAUAAUGUAUUGUAAUUUAGGCCCAUGCAAGAAACUGUUCCCGUGAAAUAAAUAUGUACUUAAAUUA
Messenger RNA from Oncorhynchus tshawytscha (Chinook salmon), 1970 nucleotides. RefSeq names its product homeobox A4a (gene hoxa4a). Gene Ontology annotation, molecular function: DNA-binding transcription factor activity, RNA polymerase II-specific; RNA polymerase II cis-regulatory region sequence-specific DNA binding. Lineage: Eukaryota; Metazoa; Chordata; Actinopteri; Salmoniformes; Salmonidae. Gene Ontology annotation, cellular component: nucleus. Gene Ontology annotation, biological process: embryonic skeletal system morphogenesis; anterior/posterior pattern specification; regulation of transcription by RNA polymerase II. Bases 404 to 1144 code for a protein of 246 amino acids. The transcript has 2 exons. The record is from RefSeq and is a predicted model, not a curated record.